AAAAAUAUAUUUUCUUCCAAAUAUUUUAAACAUCAUAACGAUGGUUUAAGAUCAUCAAUUUUAUUCACUAUGACAGACACCUUUGUGUCAGUUCAACUAUUCAAUUCCGUGUCUUUAUUACACCUUCUUAUUAUUCCAGUGACCAACGUGACAGACGUGCUACUGAACUCUACGGCGCAACCAGUAACACCGGCCACGACAUCGGACACAGCGAUUUACGUAUACGUUUUGGCCGGUUUAGGAGGCACCUGUGCGUUGUUGUUGUUGCUGAUGGGUAUUAUAUUUGCGAGCUGUCAAGUUGAAAAAAGAAAAACCAAGCGAGCGAAUAGAAGAGCCACGUCAUCACCAGUUGGUCAGGACGGAAGAGUGACAAAUGGUCUCAGCGCUAUGCCUACUUUGUUUGACUACUCGUUCCCGUUUCCGGCCCGCCAAAUGCGCGAGAAUGCAACAAUGAGUGCGAGCUUGGGGAAAUUAGCAAACAGGAUGGACCAAAAUCGUACUGGGGUGAACACUGAGCGACUGCGGAAAGAGGGCUUUGAAAACAAAGGCUUUCUUCCAUCGGAGGACUCCGGUGCGGGUUCCAUCAGCACUGUGUUCCUUUCCAGCCGAGGCGGCGACGAUGCUAUGCGUGAAGAGAAUAUUGUGACCAACAAUGUGUACGCCCAUAGAAUCGAUCCUAUCAGUGGAGAUGACAUCCACGUGGACGAUGAGGAAAUGCUGCCGCCGCAAAUCGGAACGGGUACAACUGGUGCCUCCCUGCAUAUGUACGACAACUCUCCCAGAAGGAUGGCGUCUCAAUCGACCUCAAGCUCAUACUCCGAUGUGUUUAAAUAUCCAACGAGCGCGAUAACUCGGUUCUAGCCUAAUAAACAGAGUGGACUAGACACAAAGGGGAUAUGCGAGGUAUAAAUUCAUAUCAAAUAAAGAAGUAAUGGUCUUUGAACUAUCGGACAUAGCUGUCAUCAAAAGACUGUUUUAAGAAAGGAAUUAGUUAUCUGUGGUAUGCAUGCAAAACCAGAUCUUUUAUUUCUAUUUGUAUUGUUGUUUUAUUUUGUUUUGAUCUGUUUUUUUUCCUUUAACUAUCAUGUUUAGUUCUUACUCAUACUUUUCUUUAUUUAAGAAAAAAAAGUGUGGCUGUAAAGUAGAAUUUGCAAAUUGAAUUUAUCUGUUCAUCUAUCUACAAAUUAUUGUUGAGUAUAGCGUAAAACAU
This is a messenger RNA of Liolophura sinensis, 1210 nucleotides long. RefSeq lists its product as uncharacterized. The coding region runs from base 70 to 861 and encodes 263 amino acids. The record is from RefSeq and is a predicted model, not a curated record. Lineage: Eukaryota; Metazoa; Mollusca; Polyplacophora; Chitonida; Chitonidae. The transcript is spliced from 3 exons.